CCGACGCAUAUAGCAAUAACGACAAUAAUAUUAUAUUAUAACUCUUACGAUAAUAAUAUAUGACUUGGAAUUAAUUUUUGUUUUUUGUGUGUUCGUUUUGGAGGCCGUUUGAAAUUUUUUGGCACGGCCGCCGCCGACCGUAAAUAAUAAUAUUGCGAUUGUGGAUUCGUCGCGUCGCUCCAAUCGAGAUCGCGGCGAAAUCGUUUUCGAGAUUUUUAUCGUUUUACGUGCCUUUCUCUAUUACGAUUUUUCACCAAGACGUUUUUGUAUAGUGUUGUGUCCGUAUAUAAUAUAAUAUAUUUACCUAUUCAAUUUUCUACGCGACCACUGUGAUUUAUCUGCUGUCGUGUGUCUAUUAUUUUACUUACCGGCGCGCGCGCAGUAAAAUAUAGUUCGACGCGGCGAUUACUGUAGUCCGUCAUUAAUAUAAUCAUUUUGAUUUUCAGCGUUUCAGAAUUCUUCAGAGUUCAACUUUAAUGCAUACAUUAUAAUACAUAAUAUAUUUAUAUUAUUUAUUAUAUUAUACUUCAUCGAUUUAUUUUUCGUAUAUUUUAAAUAAUAUACGAAAUUAAUUAUCGUUUAAAUUAAAUCGUCGAAUUUGUAUUAUUUCUAACCGAUUUUUGUGUUUCAGGUGUAUAGAACGGAAAACUGCACGACUUGUUUUUUCGACUAACCAAGCUGUAUUGUGUAGCUGCCGCUGGCUUUUCGUCGCAUAAUAAAUCACACGUUUCCACCUUAAUAUCUUACAUAUUAUAUAAUAUACAUAAUAUUAUUAUAUAGUGCACCAAUUCUACACGCUGUCGUACUAUAUUUGUGGAAAUCACUCACAGAGCAGAUUUGAUAUACAAUUAUUAUUUUAUUCGCUAAUCAUUAUUAAUAUUAUUAUUAUUAUUUUUAUUUUAAGCUAUUUGUAUCCGUAGUUGUUUUUCAUUUUACAUAUUAUAUAGUUUCGUAUUUAAUAGCGAUUGAUAUUCAUCUGCAACACUGUUCACACGUCGCUAUUCGUUGGUCUUAUGUUUUUUCAACGAAAACGUUUUGUUUCUGAUUCAGCUGCUGUCUAAUCAGCGGACUUGGCGAUGACGGACCAACAACAGGAACAGUAUGAAGAGCAGCAUAGACGGUGGUACGCUGAGUGGGUCCGGAAGCAAUACGACGGGCCGGGCUGCCGAGCCAAGAUCGUCGGGCGGGCCAAGUACGAGCAGAUAGUGCGUGCGGUCAGGGGCGAGCUGCGGCGCGCGGCCGACAACUCCAAAUUCCGGUUCUGGGUGCGGGCCAAGGGGUUCCGUAUGGGAAGACCGUCGUCGGGUUCUGCAGCAGCGCAAGCAGACGACUUGGACAUUUUGUACGUGGUUGACACCAGGAACGGCGGUACGGCGGUCACGACAUCGGUGCAGACGGGAAGCGGGUCCAGGCAGCAGCAGAACUUCAGCUACAAGAAGGUGGCCGUGGUUGACGAAUUUUUUGAUAUAAUAUACAGAGUGCACUGCAGCGGUGGAGGUGUUUCGGCUCGACACUCGGGACAAAAGCGUACGCAUAGAAUGAUCAUGGAGACGUAUGCUUUUCUACCCAGGGAGGCGGUGACAGCGUUUUUAAUGGGAUGCCCCCAGUGCAGCACCAAUAACCCUACGUCGGCGUCUGCGGUCGACGCGUCUGUUGACAGUUUACAACAGACUCCCCUUUCCGUCACUAAUGCUGAACUUUUUCAAUGCGCUAAGGUAGAACAAUGGUCUUCAUCGACGUUCGCAUGUUCUACUCCGGUAAAACAGAACGAGGAAAGCAGUAGUGCUGUAAAAACGGAAUAUGAUAGUGCACUCUCAACUGUCGUCAUUGAAAUAGCCACAGGGGCCGAUAAGGAGAAUGUUACGGACAAUGAAUGUCACAUCGCUGUGGUUGCUGCGACAAAGGGUGGCAACAAGCGUAAACGUACUGUUCCGUUGAAACGUAACGUUCAGCAGCCUUGCCAAGUCAUAGAAGUCCCCCUCACUACUGCUACCACGACAGCCGGUAACUCAAGCUCGGAUAGUAGCACUUUGAAGAAUAGUAGCAACAGUAGCUGCACGUUGAUAUUGUCAUCGUCAUCGUCGUCGUUGUCAUCCCGUACGGAAUCUUGUAGUGGUGUCAGUAGAUCGAGUGGUGGUUGGUGGUCAAAAUGGGGGGUGUGUAGUAACGGUAGCAGAUUAAGCGUGAGUGUGGGUGGUAGUGAUUUUAGUGGCGUCAACAGUAAUAUGCAACCGUUAGACUUGUCCUCUUCACCACUUUUAACAGUUUCAUCCACGCAAUCGUCGUCUCCGUCCGUAGUCGCAGAUGAUUUUUUUUACAAGCGUAAGCGCGUACGGCGCCGACGUGUUCGACCAAAACGUUUGAACCGAUCGUCAUUAAGUUAUCGUGGAGGUCAUUACGAAGAUGUAGACACAACGGUGAGCGAUUGUGAUGGUGAUUACGUGGUAGUUAAAAAUGGUUAUCGAGAUAGUGAUAAUGGUGACAUUGGUAGUGGUGUUAACGAAGAGGUUGAUGAAAGUAUUACGAACGAACAACAUAACGUGGUGACGGGAGAAAAUGUUGGAGGUGGAGAGAUGAACGAGGAAGAUGAUGGUCCUAAACCUGCUAAAAUUCAGAGAAGAAUGGGUGAAGGAAUGGGUGAUCGUAAAAAUAACAACAACGAUGACGAUUAUUAUGAUAAAGCGGCAUCUGUGGUGACGUUAGCGUUGAAAACAACGGUAGCAGCUAUAAGCUGUUGUAUUGGUGGCAGUGGCCAAAAAGAAACUGAGGACGCUGUAUCCAGGAACAUGGUGAUGGAAGAACCACCGGAGGAGACACCGGAAAUACCAGGGGGAUUCACUGAAAUUGACGGAACCGAAGUGGACAAAUCGGACAAAAACCAAGAAAAGAGUGCAGCUCUUCAUUCGCCUAUAAACAAAAGGAUGAAUGGCACUGGUCACCAUCCUUAUCAUAUGCAUCACACAUCCAGGAGUAUUAUGAAUGGUCUUGCAACGUCUUCAUCAGCAUCAUCACUAUCGAAGUCAUUGGAUACAAUUACUACUAGCAGUAACAGUCACCAUAAUUUCCAUCGGCAUUGGUUAGAUAUGGCAAACGAUUCUGUAAAUAACGCUAAUAUGAUGGACGUGGAUGGAUCGACAGAUGACAACUCUAUGGCGGCCGCUGCAGCCGCGGCUGCUGCUGCUCUACUCUUUAGCCCUCCCUCGUCCGUCGGCAGUGGUAUAUCAUCAGGUGGACCAUUAUCAUCCUUACACCCUAACUCACAUCUUGCGCAUCACCACGCUUUGUCACCACUAGCCCCACUCGCCCUGCCACCUCAUUCGGCUGCGGGUAUUGGGUUGACGCCUGCGCAUCACCAUCAUCACCAGCACAUCCAACAGCAACUACAACAGUAUGCAGCGGCCGCUGUUGCUGCAGCCACCGCAGCAGCCGCAGCUGCGGCUGCUGCGUCCUCAGCUGGUGAUUCAACAUCACCACCCCCGAAUUUGCCGCUAUCUUUGCCCCCUAUGGCGCAUCACUACAGCCAAAACAACAACAUAAGUGGUACAAAUAAACGUCGAAGUACCAGUGGUACUGGCCUGACAGUACAACAACAGUUGUACCGGAGAAGUGGGACUCCUACGUCCUCCACUACAUCAUCGCCAUCACCAAGACUAUUAAAUUCCAAAAAUGACGCUGAUACAACUACAAGUGGUACUGGUUUGCAUGAAAACAGCAGUUUUUCGACAUCCGGACUUCCAACUACUACGACGACUGUGCUUUGGCCGCCUUUGGGCCUACUCACUGCAGCACAUCAGCAGCAUCAUCACAGUAUGUCAUCACCUCCAAAAUUUCAGCAACUAUUUGGUUCGUCGGUUAAUUCUCUGGCCACAGUUACAGCUGGAUCACAAGUUCUACCAUCAUUGCCACCACCACCAAUUUCAUCACCUUCGUCUUCAUAUCGCUUACCAUCCAAAGAAACAAAUGGUAUGGUGGUGACUACCACAAACGGUAUUGUUACUGGUAACGAUAUUGGAAUUGGAACUGGUGCUGAGAAUGUAAUGAACGCAGACGAAGAUGAUACGGCAAUUGAUGACGAAGAAGAUGAAGAAGAUGAGGAAGAUGAAGAAGAAGAAGAGGAGGAUCUUGAUGAUGACGAAAUCGAGGAAGGAGAAGAAGAUGCUGAUGAAGAAGAAGGAGAAAGGAAUGCAGAUGGUGGAGAUGGAAAUGGUACACAAUCUCGGCGAUUGCGCAGGCAACAAGUCAGACGUUUACGACAACUACAGCGUGCUGCUAACGGAAAUAACAAUACAAAUGACGGCACUGAUUCCGGAAUUACUACAAGCUACCGCCAACACUGGCAACAACCUUCUACUACCACAAAUUCUGCCAACUCUCUAUCACAACAGCAACAUCAGCAUUCCAUCGGGUCAUCUUCUCAACAUCAUAUAGAUCCGGAACGUUUAAAAGCAUUCAACAUGUUUGUGCGAUUGUUCGUGGAUGAAAAUUUAGACAGACAGGUGCCUAUCAGCAGACAACCGAAAGAUAAGGUACAGGCGAUUAUUGACUCAUGUGGACGACAGUUUCCUGAACUUUCAGAUAGGUCACGUAAACGCAUCAGGACCUAUUUGAAAUCGUGCCGUCGCAAUAAGCGAAACACGCCACAAUCUGGCGGUGUUGUUUCAUCGUCGCCUCCUCCACCAACUAAUCCGUGGCCAGCAAAUGGUUCCUCUUCUGAUCCAACAGUGCAGCCGCAAAGGCCCACGCCAGCCCAUUUAACAAGUGCCCAGGCUGAAACUAUAUUAGCAGUAGCUUGUCAGCGCGAGUCAGAUAAUGCCCGACGAAUGCGCCUUGGUCUUGAACCCGUUGCACAGCCCUAUCCAUAUUCAGUUGCUUCAACUUCGGCAUCUAAUGUAUUUCAACAACCUGCUGGUACUCUACAAUUAAACCAAAACGGAAAUGGUGGAGCCACAUUGCAAAUGUCGUCGACGUCAUCGGACGAAGACGCUGGUGGAGGUGACAGUAGUUUUGAAAAAACAUCCUCUAAUACUAUUGAAGCUGACACUGAGCAUCGCAACGGUAACGACGAUGCUGAAAACCGUGAUGGUUGUGACCGUCGAGAUGUUAACGAAUCUAUUGAAGGUGGUUCUGGUGGCGAUUCGGGAAAUAUGUCAAACACUGUUAAUGACGAAUUGAACUUGUCUAAUGUGACUUGUGGAGCUAGCGUUACAUCUUCUUCUCCCAAUAAUAAUGAAACUGCUGGACCGACCGACCUAAGUGUUAAUAAAACACCUUCUGCUUCUACCCACAGUAUGGGUACUAGUACUUUGGCUGCUAUUCCACCAGCACCAACAGGAGGUGGAUAUAUGAGCGGUGCUGGUUUUAGAGGUCUCUCUACGACGACAUCAACUACAACAGUUAACCACCGUCGAAUCAGCAGUAACAACUCGUCCUCAACUACUGGUAUGCUACAGUUGUUUCCAACCAUGAACACGGCAUCCAGUAUCUCCAGUGGUACUACGCCCACGCUUCCAAUACAACCCUCGAUGCUUAGCCAAACAACACCACCAGCACAACCAAGUAGUAAACUUUUGAACAAAGCCGACGUGGUAACCGUGAGGCAACUCAUCGCUGGCUACAGGGAAUCAGCGGCUUUCCUAUUGCGUUCUGCUGACGAAUUAGAACACCUUUUGUUAUUACGAGGAUAAUUUCGAUUAUAAGCAACUGUAGAAUAGUCAAUAAACGUGUUGAAUUUUUUUUUUAAUAUCUCUGUUUUCGUGUAAAGUACAAACAAUUUUUAACUAAUUUGUGAUUAUUAAUUUUUUUUUUUUUGUGUGUGCGUGUGUGUGUGCAAAGCAUAGUCAAAAUUGAAAAUCUAUCGUUGUGCAUAGUGUACGAUUUGUUAUUACUUCUUCAUUAAUUAUAAUAUUGAUGAAGAGGAGGAUGACAUAGAGUGUACCUGUGGCACAGGAUAGGUUUAUAUUGACGUGCACUAUUCAUAUUAUAUUGUUAUUGGAGUGAAAAAUAAACGUAACAUAAAUAUUAUAGUAUUAUGACUAUUAUUAAAUAUAUAUAUUAUAUAUUACUAUUAUUAUUAUUAUUAUUAUUAUUAUUAUUAUUAUUAUUAUUAUUAUUAUUAUAUCAUUAUCAAAAUAAAAGUAUUGGAAAAUAUAAUGAAUUUGAUUUAUUUAAAACUUUAAUUACUGUUAUUUGUUAUUAUAUAACUUAUAAGUUAAACCUGUAAAAUUAUGAACUAACAUGGGACAAAUUAGUUAAUAAUACGUUAUAGACAUUAUCUAUAUGUAAGCAGUUUAACGAUUCUCUUAGGUAUCCAGUAGGUAAUUGUUUAAAAUUUUCAGAAAUCAUAAAAUAACAUUAUAGUUAUAAUGAAAUUAAUUUAUUCAUGUAUAAGUUUGUUAAUUGAAUUUCUUUUUACAUUUUUAACCAUAUAUUGGAGUGGAAUAGACACUUCAUCCCAUUAGUUUAAUACUUGACGUAUUUUAUGCAUUGUAUAAUACUUAAUAUUAUAAUAAUGUUGUCCAAUUCAAGAAUGGUUCUAUUAAAUCUCUUUUCAAAUCCAAA
This is a messenger RNA of Metopolophium dirhodum (rose-grain aphid), 6558 nucleotides long. Its product is annotated as serine-rich adhesin for platelets. Lineage: Eukaryota; Metazoa; Arthropoda; Insecta; Hemiptera; Aphididae. The record is from RefSeq and is a predicted model, not a curated record. Bases 1077 to 5684 code for a protein of 1535 amino acids. The transcript has 8 exons.